AUGAUAAACCCGGACCGAUACCAAGCCGUCAAGCUCUACCGAGAAGAUGACACUGGCGCCGUGGAUGUUCAAAAAGUCGCCUACUCCAUCAUCAUUCAAAAUUGCCUGGACAUUAUUCUAUCACUCGUUCUGUUCUACGGCGUAAAGAAUGAUCGCUCAACGCUGGUCCUGCUCUGGCUCUACUGGCAAUUCAUCAAUACGCUCUUCACUUCUGUCAUUGCUUCUAUGCAAGUGAUCGCUGCAGUUUUCGCUUCCUCAACCUACGCACUAGUUGGUGUCAUGGCCUCAUGGACGACAGUAUUUCUGAUGAUAUACUGCAUGAAGUGCGUGGGCGCCUAUUACUAUGAGCUCACGCUAUCCGAAUGCGACGGAGGCAACGCGGAAACGACCGCGAGUCUCAUGGAGGACGCGUGGAAGAAUCAACAGCAGCAGCUUAGCCCUCACCUGGCGCAUGCCUCCAAUGCAUGCUCCGCGCUCGCGCAACGUAUGCAUUGCGUCGUGCCCACCGAGGACCAGCCCUCUUGCUCGAGGAUGGCGUCCGCCUGCAAUUGCACUUGCGCGGCGGCUGCGCUCGCGAUGACUCCGCCGCCACAUGCGCCCAGUCGGACGUCGAUUUCAGUGCAAACAGAAAUCGACGAUGAUCAGAUCGCCGUCGCCAACGUCUGA
This is a messenger RNA of Galendromus occidentalis (western predatory mite), 666 nucleotides long. RefSeq lists its product as uncharacterized. The transcript has 4 exons. Bases 1 to 666 code for a protein of 221 amino acids. NCBI's taxonomy places the organism in Eukaryota, Metazoa, Arthropoda, Arachnida, Mesostigmata, Phytoseiidae. The record is from RefSeq and is a predicted model, not a curated record.